Molecule: messenger RNA, 1079 nt
Organism: Sorghum bicolor (sorghum)
Lineage: Eukaryota; Viridiplantae; Streptophyta; Magnoliopsida; Poales; Poaceae
Exons: 2
Coding region: 308-793 (161 amino acids)
Source: RefSeq, a predicted model, not a curated record
UUAGCCGUAAUUACCUUGGAGUUUAAAGGACCCAGUCGGGACCGCACGGCAGCCAGCGCGCGCCUUUAUUACCCCCCCUCCCGCGGGCGGCAGAGGCUCCCCCGCACCGCACCGCACCGCCGCGCCGUCCCCGUCCCGAGAAAUCAAAGCGGACCAGCUGCAGCGAGUCAUCAGCCGUCAAGGAGAAGGAAAGCGGAAGCCGAGAGCGCACGCCGCCCGCCCCGCCCACCGGCUAGAAAAGAGAGGUCCGGAGAGGAGAGGAGUCCCACCACCUACCGCGCGAGGCUUGACCGCGGAAACGCCAUCCAUGUCUCCGUCGUCGUCGUCGUCGUCGUCGAUGGGAGGCUCACUCGCGCUCGCCGCCGCCACGGCCGUCGCGUUCUCCGGCUCCCUCGUCAUCUUCUCGCUCUGCCGCGCGCACCUCUCCCACGCCGCCGACCCGGAGCCGGAGACGGAGACGGAGCUGGAGGAGGGCGCGACGGAGCACGCCGCCCUGCGCCCAUGCCUCUUGUCGUCGUCAGAGAGGCGGACGCGCGGGGGGAAGGCGAAGGCGUGGAGACGCAGGGGCGAGAGGCGGGUGCGGUUCGCGGCCGACGUCGUCGACAAUGAGGGCGCACCGCCCGCCCGCCGCCACCCGCCUGCUUCCACCGCCGCCGCGUCGUCGUCGUCGGCGUCGUCCACCUGCAGGGACGCGGCGGGGUCGGAGGACCGCUUGAUGCCGGCCAACCGGGAGGCGCUCUACCGCGGCAUGCUCCGCGACCGCUCCGCGCACCGGUUCACCUGCUCCUACUGACCGUCCGGCCGGCCGGCCGGCGGACCAGCUCGAUUGGUUGCUUCGUUCGUUCGCCGUUAGCGUCGUUCGGUAAUCGGUAGGCAGGCUGUUGACUUCGGGAGGUUCAUCCUCUUGCAGAACCGAGGAGGAUUUUGUUAAUAGAAUUUUAGUAUUUUUCUUUUUUUUAUAUAUAUUUGUGUUUUUUUUAACGUUUGAUGAGCGAGGAAGGAAGCUCUGCUCUGUAAAUAUGCUGCCAUUUUAUCCGAAGAGGAAAAAAAAAAUCAAAGUCUCUGAGCACGACUUGUAA